Molecule: messenger RNA, 1445 nt
Organism: Exophiala viscosa
Lineage: Eukaryota; Fungi; Ascomycota; Eurotiomycetes; Chaetothyriales; Herpotrichiellaceae
Product: NAD-binding Rossmann fold oxidoreductase family protein
Exons: 1
Coding region: 181-1329 (382 amino acids)
Biological process (GO): NADPH regeneration
Cellular component (GO): cytoplasm
Molecular function (GO): nucleotide binding; oxidoreductase activity
Source: RefSeq, a predicted model, not a curated record
CGACUUCCUCCAAUCACGAUUUUGCGGCGGUAACAGUAACAUCGUAAAUAUCUGUGAGCACUUCAAAUCAACACCUACGAAUUUCAUAUAUAAGCAGAAAAUUUGCUUAGCCGUUAAAUCGCACUAGAGAGGCAUACUCCAGAUUCGCUAAGUCAAUAGAUCCUACCAACAGCACCAACAAUGGGGGAUAUUGGAGACGUCGUGGCCAUCAACGAUCAAUCGACCGGGAUCGACAAGGAAGCGUCACAGACCAAACCGCGAAUGCUGAACUUUGGUGUCGUAGGCAUAGGCAGAAUGGGACAACAGCACGCCCUCAAUAUUCUCAAAUUAGUGCCCCAAGCUAGGCUUGUGUGUGCCUGUUCACCGGCCAAAGCAGACUUGGACUGGGCUGAGACCAACCUGAUCCCCCAUGGAGUCGCCGUCUUUCCAACCUUUGAGGAGAUGAUCCGGUUCCCAGGUCUCGACGCCGUGGUGGUAGCGUCCAUCUCAGAACUCCAUUAUCAACAUACAAAAGCGUCGCUAGAGCAAGGACUCCACGUACUCUGUGAGAAACCUGUCACACAGACGGUCGAACAGCUCCAGGAACUGGUGUCAAUAGUACAGUCCUCUUCAAACCAAGCACGGCUCAUGGUCGGCUUCACUCGACGUUUCGACGAGAACUACCAAGAGGCGGCGCAAAAGAUCCGUGAUGGCGCCAUUGGAGCGCCUGUGAUCAUUCGGUCCCAGGGCUGCGAGAAACUCGACGAUGGUCCCUUCAUGCACACAUAUGUCGUCAAUGCAGCAAAAGCCGGUGGUUUCUUUGUCGACUCCAUCAUUCACGACAUCGAUCUGACCUUGUCCUUUCUUGAGGCUGGCGGCCUAUCUACCACACCUCAGUCCGUUUGCGGGUUCGGCACGGCCGCCCACUUCAAGGAGCUCGAGCAAGAGGCCUUCCGAGAUGGCGACAAUGUUGUGGGCAUGGUUCAAUUCUGGGGCGGCCAGAUCGCCUUCCAUUACAACUCCCGCACUGCUGCAGCCGGUUAUGACAAUCAGACCGAGAUUUUCGGCACCCACGGCAAGAUGUCGGUGAACCUGAUUUCGAAGCGCAACAGAUUAGAGCUGUCUGAUGAGAGUGGCGUGCAUUGCUCAGUGUUGCCGAGCUGGUAUGAUCGCUAUAAACCCUGUUUCGUGUCGGAAGUGAUUGCGUUUACGGAUGCGGUGCUUGAGCAGAAGCCAAUGCCAAUCUCGUUGGAGGCGUGUGUCACGAGCUUGACGAUCGCACAGGCUCUGCAGGAGAGUUUCAGGACGGGGAAGAAGAUCGACUUUGACAAGGAGGGGAAGCGUAUCUGAUAGCUUCGCGCGAUACACCUACAGAUGGGAAUUCUAGGUCGGUACAUAUAUGUCCUGAAGACAAAUGAAACUCAAUAGAUGCUUGUAUAGCGGAAAAAUCAUUGACGAGAUUACGG